Molecule: messenger RNA, 2258 nt
Organism: Lontra canadensis (Northern American river otter)
Lineage: Eukaryota; Metazoa; Chordata; Mammalia; Carnivora; Mustelidae
Gene: DDX52
Product: DExD-box helicase 52
Exons: 15
Coding region: 39-1838 (599 amino acids)
Biological process (GO): maturation of SSU-rRNA
Cellular component (GO): 90S preribosome
Molecular function (GO): nucleic acid binding; RNA helicase activity; ATP binding
Source: RefSeq, a predicted model, not a curated record
CGCAGGCGCCGUGGGACCGCGGUGCUUUCUGGGUAAAAAUGGAUGCUCACGAUCUCUUUCGCCGGCUUGGCGUGGGGGCCAAAUUCGACGUGAAACGUUUCUCUGCGGACGCCGCGCGAUUCCAGGUAGGAAAAAGGAAACAUGAUUUUGAUUCUUCAGAGAUUCUGCAGGGACUGGACUUCUUUGGAAACAAGAAGUCUGUCCCAGGUGAGUGUGGAUUAUCAAGAACUCAUCAGGAGCUUCAAGAUGAAGAGAAAAAAAAAGAGAGUCUAACUGAAAAGAAGAGGGAACAGAACAAGAAAAAGAGGAAAAUGAUGUUAUCAGAAACUACUUCUCAAGAAGAAGGUUCUACUAUACAGUGGAUAUCAUCUGUGGAAGCAAAGAUUGAAGAUAAAAAAAUUAAAAGAGAAAAGAAGCUAACUUCAGGAAAGUUGGAGAAUCUUAGAAAAGAAAAGAUAAACUUCUUCCGGAAUAAACAUAAAAUUCACGUCCAAGGAACUGAUCUUCCUGACCCAAUUGCUACAUUUCAGCAACUUGACCAAGAAUAUAAAAUCAGUUCUCGACUGCUUCAGAACAUUCUGGAUGCAGGCUUCCAGAUGCCUACACCAAUCCAAAUGCAAGCCAUUCCAGUUAUGCUGCAUGGUCGAGAACUUUUGGCUUCUGCUCCUACUGGAUCUGGAAAGACUUUGGCUUUUAGCAUUCCCAUUUUGAUGCAACUAAAACAACCCACAAAUAAAGGCUUUAGAGCUCUGAUUAUAUCACCAACACGAGAACUUGCCAACCAGAUUCACAGAGAGUUAGUAAAAAUCUCAGAGGGAACAGGAUUCAGGAUACACAUGAUCCACAAAGCAGCAGUGGCAGCCAAGAAAUUUGGACCUAAAUCAUCUAAGAAGUUUGAUAUUCUUGUGACUACUCCGAAUCGACUAAUCUAUUUAUUAAAGCAAGAUCCUCCGGGAAUAGAUUUAACAAGUGUAGAGUGGCUGGUAGUAGAUGAAUCAGACAAACUGUUUGAAGAUGGCAAAACUGGGUUCAGAGACCAGCUGGCUUCCAUUUUCCUGGCCUGCACAUCCCAUAAGGUCAGAAGAGCUAUGUUCAGUGCAACUUUUGCAUAUGAUGUUGAGCAGUGGUGCAAACUCAACCUGGACAAUGUCAUUACGGUAUCCAUUGGAGCAAGGAAUUCUGCAGUAGAAACUGUAGAACAAGAGCUUCUCUUUGUUGGGUCUGAGACUGGGAAACUUCUGGCCAUGAGAGAACUUGUUAAAAAGGGUUUCAAUCCACCUGUUCUUGUUUUUGUUCAGUCCAUCGAAAGGGCUAAAGAACUUUUUCAUGAGCUCAUAUAUGAAGGUAUUAAUGUAGAUGUUAUUCAUGCAGACAGAACACAGCAACAGAGAGAUAACACAGUCCACAGCUUCCGAGCUGGAAAAAUCUGGGUUCUUAUUUGUACAGCCUUGCUGGCCCGCGGGAUUGAUUUUAAAGGUGUGAACUUGGUGAUCAACUAUGAUUUUCCAACCAGCUCAGUGGAAUACAUCCACAGGAUAGGUCGAACUGGAAGAGCGGGGCAUAAAGGAAAAGCUGUUACAUUUUUCACUGAAGAUGAUAAACCAUUAUUAAGAAGUGUUGCCAAUGUUAUACAGCAGGCCGGAUGUCCUGUGCCAGAAUACAUAAAAGGUUUCCAGAAACUACUAAGCAAACAAAAGAAAAAGAUGAUUAAGAAGCCAUUGGAAAGGCAGAGCAUUAGUACAACUCCAAAAUAUUUCUUAGAAAAGGCUAAGAAUAAACGGAAAAAGGUCCCUGGUCAGAACAGCAAGAAGAAAGUAGCUCUUGAAGACAAAAGUUAAAAGCAGACUUUUUAAAAGACUGUAUCAGAAAUGGAACUUCAUGACACCAGCAUGAAUGUUGUUUUCAUGAAAUACUUGAAAUCCUGUAAUCACCUGUAACAUUUGAAAUCAACUACAAGAAAGUGGGACUGAUGAAAAAUGAUCCUAAACUAUCAAUGCAUAAUGUCAAAUUUCAAUUUAUAGGUGACUUUUAAAUGAUGACACAAUGGAAAUAACAUUCAUUCACAUUUCUGUGGUGUGAAUGCAGAGAGAUACUUCUUAUAGAAGAACAAAAGCUUAUGCUAAAAUUAACAACAGCCGAAUGUGGUGAGCUCUGAAGGAUUUUUCCCUUCAGUGUGAAGGAAGGUGUGAUAUAUGCUGUGGGGAGGCAUCUGGAACCAAAUUUUAAAAUAAAGCCUUGAGAUUAAAUGCCCCUUUUCA